Messenger RNA from Populus trichocarpa (black cottonwood), 1714 nucleotides. Its product is annotated as 3-ketoacyl-CoA synthase 12. Gene Ontology annotation, molecular function: acyltransferase activity, transferring groups other than amino-acyl groups. The record is from RefSeq and is a predicted model, not a curated record. The transcript has a single exon. Gene Ontology annotation, biological process: fatty acid biosynthetic process. Bases 80 to 1465 code for a protein of 461 amino acids. Gene Ontology annotation, cellular component: membrane. NCBI's taxonomy places the organism in Eukaryota, Viridiplantae, Streptophyta, Magnoliopsida, Malpighiales, Salicaceae.
GAUUUCCCAUCUUACAAAACUCAAAGUACCACACCUCUCUCUCUCUCUCUCUCACACACACACACACACACACUCAACAAUGGAUUUUCUCUUGUUAGUAUAUGCUUUCCUAAUCUUCUAUCCUCUCUUCGUGUUAUGGAGGGGGAUUGAUAGGAAAAGGGACCGAGAAUGUUAUAUACUAGACUAUGAGUGCUACAAACCAACAGAUGACAGGAAGCUUGACACAGAGUUUUCUGGGAAAGUGAUAAUGAGGAGUAAACAGCUUGGUCUUAACGAGUACAAGUUUCUGUUGAAAGCUAUUGUGAGCUCUGGAAUUGGGGAGCAAACCUAUGGUCCCAGGAUCAUGUUCAAAGGCCAAGAGGAAAACCCUACAUUACAAGAUUCAGUUUCUGAGGUGGAGGAGUUCUUUCAUGACAGCAUCGAAAAGCUCUUGGCCAGGUCAGGCAUUUCUCCUAGAGAAAUUGAUGUUCUUGUAGUUAAUGUCUCCAUGCUGUCUUCCGUGCCUUCUUUAGCUGCUAGGAUCAUAAAUCACUAUAAACUAAGGGAGGAUGUUAAGGUUUUUAACCUCUCUGGGAUGGGUUGUAGUGCAAGCCUUAUAUCAGUCGACAUUGUCCAAAACGUUUUCAAGAGUUGCAAGAAUGUUUAUGCGCUUGUUGUCACCUCGGAGUCUUUAAGCCCUAAUUGGUACUCAGGGAAUGAUAGAUCGAUGAUUCUUGCAAAUUGUUUGUUCCGAUCUGGUGGGUGUGCCAUCCUUUUGACUAACAAAAGGGCCUUAAAGCACCGAGCCAUGUUCAAAUUGAAGUGCCUAGUUAGGACACACCAUGGGGCUAGAGACGAGUCAUAUGACUGUUGCCUUCAAAGAGAAGACGAGCAAGGGCGCCUAGGGUUUCACCUAGGCAAGUCACUACCAAAGGCCGCUACACGAGCUUUGGUCGACAACCUUAGAGAAAUAACCCCAAAGAUCUUGCCAGUAAGGGAGCUACUUAGAUUUAUGGUGGUGUCAUUCAUACGGAAAUAUUGGAGCCAUAGAUCCACGAAGGGAGUAGUCAGUCCUAAACCUGUGAUUAACUUCAAGACCGGUGUUGAUCACUUCUGCAUCCACACCGGUGGCAAGGCGGUGAUAGACGGGAUUGGCGUUAAUCUUGAUCUCACCGAGUAUGAUCUGGAGCCAGCAAGAAUGACAUUGCACAGGUUUGGCAACACAUCUGCUAGCAGUCUUUGGUAUGUUUUGGGAUACAUGGAGGCCAAAAAGAGGCUAAAGAGAGGCGAUAGGGUUCUGAUGAUGAGUUUUGGUGCGGGCUUUAAAUGCAACAGCUGUUUGUGGGAGGUGGUGAGAGACUUGGAUGCAGAUAACGUGUGGAAGGACUGCAUUGAUAGCUAUCCACCAAAGUCACUGGCCAAUCCAUUCAUGGAGAAGUUUGGGUGGAUAAACAAUGAAGAUCCAAGCACUUUUGUAAUGCGUUAAUCUUAAGACGAAGCUCAAUAUUUUAUUCUCUUUCAACCUCCAUAUCUUCCUUAAUUCUCUCUUUUCUUUUCUUUUCUUGCUUCUCUCAUCAAAUUUAAACCCAUCUUUUGUUACUGUAAUAUUUUUUUUUCCUAAUUUUUCCUUCCUACAAUCCGUACACUAUUAUAUGAAGUUGUUAUUAUUGUUGGAUAUUUUCAUAACGCAAUAAGGAGUGCUGCUUCCAAUGUGAUGAGAAGUUUGUAUAUCUAA